AUGUAUCAUCUGCACAAGUGGUCACAAGAAGAGUGGGAAGCAUGGUUGCCAAGUCAAUCUGAGGCCACCCAGGCUUACUACCACUCGUGGAAUCGUCGUCAAAACGACGUUUUGGUGAGGCAGCAGCAGAGGUCGCAGCAGGAGCCCGAGGAGCCACACGAGCCGAACGAGCCGGAGGAGCCGACAGCUGCACCAACGAUCCCUGGUGGCCCUGCGGCUUUUGUGGACCAGGUCCACAUGGCUGCCACAGGUGUUCCGAAGCCGAGCACGGGGCAGGCCGUGCCAGCAGGACCGGAAGCUAUGCAGAGUGGCAGCCCAGCUGGUCCGCCGCAUGAAGGCUUUCCUCCGGCUCCACGUGUGGUGCCGCCUACAGAAGUGCCGGCUUCAUGGACGGCAGCAGGUGCAGCCGGGCCAUGCAAGGUUUGUCGGUAG
This is a messenger RNA of Symbiodinium necroappetens, 432 nucleotides long. NCBI's taxonomy places the organism in Eukaryota, Dinophyceae, Suessiales, Symbiodiniaceae. The record is from the annotation of a GenBank genome assembly.